AUGAAACAACGACACAAUGAUGAUGAUGUUAAUGACGAUGAAAAAGAAGUUUUAUCAAAUAACGAUGACUAUCGUGUUGUUGAUUCAUCAUCCCUUGUUAACAAUACAACAUUCGAUAAUGAAGAUGAUACCGUAUUCAUGCAGACAACAGCCACAACAGUAAUGAAACCGAAGUUGACGAUUAAAAUAAUAAUAACAAACGAAUUACUUAAUGAUGGGAUUUCUAACAUCGAACUGUCAGGUGCUCUGAGAUACGAUCCCGAGCCUCAUUGCCUAGAGGUUUUCUAG
Messenger RNA from Didymodactylos carnosus, 288 nucleotides. Lineage: Eukaryota; Metazoa; Rotifera; Eurotatoria; Philodinida; Philodinidae. The record is from the annotation of a GenBank genome assembly.